CAUUGCGCGCGUGGCGGGGCGGGAACCGAGAGAGCGCGAGAGAAGAGACAGGGACAAGCCAACCGUCAAUAUAUUUAUAUUAGAAAAGAGUAGGUGAAUCUUGUUUACUGCUAUACAACAUCAGUCGCUCGUUUACGUGGACUUGUAUCCAUUAAUAUAUUUUCUCUCCAUUUCAAAAAGCCAAAAAAUCCACUUAUCAGACAACGACUUGAGGACCAUACAGUCGUGCGGAUCGUGUCAGCGUUUGACCCACUAUUGCCCAUCCACUUACAAGUACCCGAGACGAGUUGCCAUGGAAACUGUUCUGGUCUUCCUUUUUUCCUUCCUAGUCUAUGUGGCGGCUUUGUCUGACUCUGCUGCCCAAGAUGGAAAAGAGAAGGGAUUGGAACCAUUUGUAUAUGACUAUGAGAGUUUGAGGAUCGGAGGUCUGGCGUUUGCUGUGGUGCUGUUUGCUCUGGGAGUGCUCCUUAUUCUCAGCCGCAGAUGCCACUGCAGUAUCAACCAGAAGCCCAGGGCUCCAGGAGGUGAAGAAGCUCAAGCAGAGAACCUCAUGGUCUCCAAGGCCAAGGAGACUCCUAAAGCAAAGAACUGAAGCAGUCCAGUGUUGUUAAACGCAUAGCCAUGGCUGAACGACUUCACUGAUGCUGUGGAUGCUGAUGAUGAUGAAGCUGAUUCCAGACCAUGGCUAUGAGAGGAAAGAGAGGAGACAGAGAUUUGUGUGGGGAGGCGAUGGGCCAGUGUCUUGUACGUAGACCUCUCUAGUCCUGUCACGUGAAUAGUAACCGUAUCCGUCUUGCCGUCUGUACCCUUUUGCAAUAGUCUGUCUUGAGUGAGUUGUUUUAGCAAAACUAGCCACUUUCUGCAGAUCAUUCUUAACGUUUUUGGCUCCUCCCCAACUGAACUUGUGUGUGUGGUUAAAAGGAACAGUUCAUCCAAAAAGGAAUAUUCUCAUUUCGUUCCAAAU
Messenger RNA from Sinocyclocheilus anshuiensis, 964 nucleotides. Its product is annotated as FXYD domain-containing ion transport regulator 6-like. Gene Ontology annotation, molecular function: sodium channel regulator activity. Gene Ontology annotation, biological process: regulation of sodium ion transmembrane transporter activity. The transcript has 9 exons. Bases 293 to 592 code for a protein of 99 amino acids. Gene Ontology annotation, cellular component: membrane. The record is from RefSeq and is a predicted model, not a curated record. Lineage: Eukaryota; Metazoa; Chordata; Actinopteri; Cypriniformes; Cyprinidae.